Molecule: messenger RNA, 1133 nt
Organism: Saprolegnia diclina VS20
Lineage: Eukaryota; Oomycota; Saprolegniomycetes; Saprolegniales; Saprolegniaceae
Exons: 5
Coding region: 72-1037 (321 amino acids)
Molecular function (GO): ATP binding; ATP-dependent chromatin remodeler activity
Source: RefSeq, a predicted model, not a curated record
GCACGAGUGCACGUCGAAGUACGAACUUCGGGUCGGUGACAACGGCCAGAAGGCAAGAAGAUCCGUGGCCGAUGAACCCAGCGCAGCUCCUCGAGUCGACGACCGGCGCGCAUUGUGGCGCCACAACACCGCUGCGCCAGCGGCCUCUGCGCCUCAAGCCAUCGACGACGCUCCACGCGCACCAGGAAGCUGCGCUCGGCUGGAUGGUCGGCCGCGAAGCCGGCACGUCGUCGCUGCGUGGCGGCGUCUUGGCCGACGGCCCCGGCCUUGGGAAGACGCUCACGACCUUGAGCUGUCUGGCGCUGCAUCCGUCGACCGACCCGACGCUGAUCGUCGUGCCCAACGCGCUCCUUGCGCAGCAAUGGCUCGGCGAGAUGGCGCUGCAUUUCGAACCCGACACGUGGUCGACGCUCACGUACAACCCGCGCAAGCACGAGAAGCUGUCGUUCGACGCGUCGCGCCCGCCGCCCGUCGUGCUCGUCUCGCUGCACGACAUGGGCCUCGAGUGGCAUCUCUUCCAGUCCGAGCAGAGCGAGCGCGGGCGCGCCACCUCGGUGCUCUUCCACGUGCGAUGGCACCGCAUCGUUGUCGACGAAGUGCAAGACAUUCUCGGCUCGGGUACGUCGUUGGCCGCGUCGAUGGUGCAAGCGCUCGACGCCCACGUGCGCUGGGGCCUCUCGGCCACGCCGCUCUCCAAGCCCAUCGAUCUGCUCGGGCUCGCCAAGUACCUCGCUCUUCCGCCGUUCGACGACCCAGCCUACUGGACCCACAUCGACCCCCGCAACGCAGCGCAUGCGGCGUCGAUUCAGUCGCUCUUGCAGGACAUUGUGUGGCGCACGCCGAGCACGUACGCUGUCGAGACGCUGCAGAUCCUCCCGCGUCAAACCGAGCUGCCAGUGCGUGUUGUGCACAUGUCGGCGCUCGAGUUUGCGGCGUACCAGCCCGACUAUGAACGGUUUAGGUCGUGGAGCUCUGUGUGGACGAUACCACGAACGACGCACAAGCCGGGCAAAGCCUUGCGAAGGAGCACGACGUAAAUGCCCGCGUGUCCUCGUCGCCAACUACCUACUUGAUGGUCACUGACAUUGCCUAAUGGCCUAUACUCUUGGAUGCUAUUGCGCGUCCACCGACAG